AUGGAUCCGGUAAUCAUUUUGGUCCUGAAGCAAAGACUGCAGGCAGUCAUGUUCAGGCAAAACUUUCUCGACAAUUUCUCCAAGAUUUUCCAAGCGAUACCAAAAGAUCCAAGGCCAAAUCCAGUACAUCAAGUUGAAGAAUCAGAGCAUGAGCAACAUGAGGCUCGACGGAGCCCGCAAGCAGAAAGACCUAUGGCUGAAGAGAUCGAGCUGCCGCUGCCGCUCCCAUCAGAUGAAGCAGAUGUCCAUACAAAGGCAACUCCACCGCUGGGAAAGGAACAAGCAGCCGGUCCCGAAUUCUCCGAGGAACUUAGCCCAGAACAAGAGCAGGAACUCCGAGAGGACUCGUACAUCCAGUUCGAUGCUGAAGAUACGGUUGAAGACUAUACUGCUGGCCCGUUGCGUCUUGUCGCCGGUUCCGAUGGAGUAAAGACCUGUGCCAGCCUCUUGAUGACAUACGACUUCGCGCAAAUAGUAAAGCGGGCCGUCAAUGCGCAUCGAGUGUAUGCGAGAGAAGAGUGCCAUGCCGAACAGCAAAUCGAGGCCAUCGAAAAAUUCCAACGCAAAGUCAAAAAUGAGAUAUCCAACGAUGAGCUCCGCAUCAUGGACGCAGAAGUCAACAAGGAUGCUCCAGACUCUGAGCGAGAGGACAGUAUAAACUCUUGGAACAGUGCCAUUGAUAUCCUUCGGCGCAUCCUGACUCAGAUGGAUUGCGAGAAGCAGAGCUUGGAGACCAACGUCAGAUGGAAAAGCAGUAUAUCGAUGGAGGCACAAGUUGAAGUUGCUGCAUAUCUCGAUGAUGCAUUUACGCACGCUUGCUUGAUCGAACCCUUGGAGGAGGAUGAGAUCCCGCUUGGGAAGUUCGACCUGCAAGAGCAAUAUCAGAAAGCUCUCAAGAACCGCGAUGACGAAUGCGAGGCAACAACGCCCACGAUGACGUUUCACAAAGCCCCUGAGAAGUUGGACACCACUGCGUUCCCUCUCGACCGAGAAGUCGAGCCACCCACGGAAGAAGAAUCAAACAAGCGGAAGCUCCUCAAAACAGUAUGGGACGCCGAAGAUCGAGUCCAGCAAGCUCAGGUCGCCUUCGACAACAGAGUCCACGAACAGGCAUACGACCAGGAAGUCAAUUAUCAAGCAGAACUUGCAGGCGAGCCAACCACCUAUGAGUCCCUCGAGCAUUUCGAUCUCCAUUGGGUGCAGGUGAACCAAGAACUGACUCGUGAACUCAUCGAAGCCGAAGAAGCCUACUCCCAAGCCAAAGCCGCCGCCCUCGAAGCCAGCGUCCAGUUCCAAACAGACAACCAAUCCUCCUGCUUCGGCGACGACUUCGACGGGACAGGCUACCCCAUCAGCCAAGAGGUCGAUGUCGAAGGAGCGGUAGCUUGGGUGACGCCAAAGGUCGACAGCUGGCUGGCGAACGUCCCCGAAGAUGCGUGUUCAGACUGCGAAAGCUCGGUAGAUGUCGAUGACUGGGACUUCAAAGAACUCGAUCUGAGCGAUAGCUUGAGCUGUGUUGACUAUGGGAGUCGGAGGAAGAGGAUCGAUAGGUGGCAGCGGGACUGUCAAGUGGUGAAAGAGAGCUUGUCUUGA
This is a messenger RNA of Zasmidium cellare ATCC 36951, 1593 nucleotides long. RefSeq lists its product as uncharacterized. NCBI's taxonomy places the organism in Eukaryota, Fungi, Ascomycota, Dothideomycetes, Mycosphaerellales, Mycosphaerellaceae. The coding region runs from base 1 to 1593 and encodes 530 amino acids. The transcript has a single exon. The record is from RefSeq and is a predicted model, not a curated record.